Molecule: messenger RNA, 2884 nt
Organism: Camellia sinensis
Lineage: Eukaryota; Viridiplantae; Streptophyta; Magnoliopsida; Ericales; Theaceae
Product: wall-associated receptor kinase 2
Biological process (GO): cell surface receptor signaling pathway; protein phosphorylation
Cellular component (GO): plasma membrane
Molecular function (GO): polysaccharide binding; protein serine/threonine kinase activity; ATP binding
Source: RefSeq, a predicted model, not a curated record
AGAAGUAGUUUAAUCUUUUCUGACCCGGAAAUCUAAGAAAAAUAAUAAUAAAUUCAUAAUAAUUGUAUAGUCUCAUCUCACAUAACCUCUGGAAAAUCCUUACCUUUUGAACAACAAAGGAUUAUGAAACUUUUUUGAGGAAGCAAACACAGAAAAGAGAGGAAAAGCCAAGAGUCUAGCAAAUUUGUGACAAAACCAACCCAAUCAACCAUUCUUACACUCUCUCGAGCAUAUUAUCAUACACUUGGUGUGCCGUUUUUUACACCUAUACAUCAUUCAAGGUAGUUCUCAAGAAGGCAAGCCAAGAAAAAUUGUUUUAACGGAUUUUUUGAGAAAAGCGGCUGCCAAGAAGCUGGAAACAAGCCAGCCAUGGCCUCCUCACAAGCAAUGCUAGUGAAACUCAUCAUGAUAGUAGUAGUUCUGGUAAUGAUUUUGUCUUCAGCAGUUGCAGCACCACCAACAAUUGCAGAUUUAAAAAAGCUUGGCUGCACGGACCUUUGCGGAAAUGUAAGCAUCCCAUACCCAUUCGGCUUGAAAGAGAACUGUUAUUUGGAAGAAGGUUUCCUCGUUACUUGUAAUCAAUCCAAGCCAUAUAUUGGGAAGACCAAUAUCACUAUUUCAGAUAUAUUCCUCGAGGAGGGUGAGUUACGCAUCAUGCAGUCAAUAUCUCGUGAUUGUUAUGACCAGUUAGGUACACCAUUACAAAGCAACAUCAACACAUCGCUCGAGCUGCCCAAAUUCACCAUAUCUAAUACCAAAAACAAGUUCACUGCUAUUGGUUGUGACACAAGUGCAAGUAUCCAAGUUUCUGGAGUAGCACACAAUUAUUUCAUUACAACUGGGUGUCUGUCUGCAUGUAGCACACGUGGCUACAUUCCCGAUGGAAAUUGCUCUGGAAUUGGGUGUUGCCAAACCUCCCUCCCAAACGGAGGGGCAUAUGCAGACAUUUCCCUAGCGAGCUUCACCGCUCAUAGGAAAGUAUUCGACUUUAAUCCCUGUAGUUAUGCUUUUGUUGUUGAAGAUGGUGCAUUUAAUUUUUCCAGAAGUUACCUCGGUAAUUUUAGUGAAGAAUAUAUGCCUAUGGUGCUUGAUUGGACAAUAAGGAGUAAUAUUUUUACGUGCGAAGAGGCUAAAAGAAAUCAAAUGAGUUAUGAAUGUGGACAAAAUAGUGAUUGCUAUAAGCCAGACCAUGGUCCUAGCACUAGUGGUUAUAUUUGCAAGUGCUUGCCAGGUUACCAAGGAAACUCGUACCUCUUAGAUGGUUGCCAAGACAUAAAUGAGUGUGAAUAUCCAAAUGUCAAUAUGUGUGAACAUAAAAAUAAAUGUGUCAACACGCUAGGAAAUUAUACAUGUUCUUGCCCCAAGGGAUACCAUGGCGAUGGCAGAAUAGAUGGAAAUGGUUGCACUGCUGGUCGAUUUCUGGUGAUUCAGCUUGUGGUUGGUUUCGCCGUUGGUGGAAUGGUUGUUUUGGCGAGUAGCUCUUGGUUGUACUGGAUUUUUAGGAAAAGAAAGCUCAUCAAGCUUAGAGAACAAUUCUUUAGGCAGAAUGGUGGAUUGAUGUUGCAACAACAACUCUCUAGACAAGACAAACCGACACAGGAAUUGAUUAAAAUCUUCACUUCAGAAGAGCUCAAGCAGGCUACCAACAACUAUGAUGAGAGUAGAAUUGCUGGCCGAGGAGGUUUUGGAAUAGUUUACAAGGGAAUUCUACCAGAAAACAAGAUAGUGGCUAUCAAGAAAUCCCAAAUGGUGGAUGAAAGUCAAAUAGAGCAAUUCAUCAAUGAGGUGGUCGUGCUUUCACAGAUCAAUCAUAGGAAUGUGGUCAAACUCUUAGGUUGUUGUUUGGAAACUCAAGUCCCUUUACUUGUCUAUGAAUUCAUCACCAAUGGCACUCUCUUUGAGCAUAUACAUAAUCAAAGCAAGGCAUCUAAUAUAUCAUGGGAAAAUCGUUUGCGAAUAGCUGCAGAAACUGCUGGAGUACUGUCAUAUUUGCACUCUGCAGCGUCGAUUCCUAUCAUCCAUAGAGAUGUUAAGUCUACAAAUAUACUCUUAGAUGAUAAUUACACUGCAAAAGUGUCGGACUUUGGAGCAUCAAGGUUGGUUCCAUUAGACCAAAAUCAAUUAGCCACAGUGGUGCAAGGAACUCUUGGAUACUUAGACCCUGAAUACAUGCUUACAAGCCAGCUGACCGAGAAAAGUGAUGUUUAUAGCUUUGGAGUAGUCCUUGUAGAGUUAAUCACUGGAAAGAAGGCAUUGUCAUUCAACAGGCCAGAAGAGGAGAGAAAUCUGGCUAUGUAUUUUAUUACUUGUAUGAACAAUGAUUGCUUGAACCAAAUUAUUGAUGAACACAUGGUAAUUGAAGGAAACACUGAGGAGCUCAAAGAAGUUGCUAAUCUUGCAAAGAGAUGCUUGAGAGUAAAAGGGGAGGAAAGGCCUUAUAUGAAGGAAGUGGCGAUGGAACUGGAGGGGUUGAUCAGGAAAAAGAUAUCUAAAAAUGGUUUGAAUUAUGCAGAGACUGAGAACAUGCUUGGUAACGCAUCAAUUGGAUAUGUAGUUGGUGGUUGUGGAAGCAACACAACAGCAGUUGGGGUUGAUAGUAUGGUGGAAGAUAUGCUAUUGCAUGGUGGGAGGUGAUUUGAUUGUUUUGUGUUUGUCCAUGAUGAUAACAACUUCAUUGAUGAUUGUUACACUUGCAUACAAGUGAUGAAUUCUUUUAAAUUUCUUUUACUUUCUUAUGUAAAAGUUUGUUAGUGACUCACUCACUUUUCAUUAAUCUUGUCCGUUCAUAUCAUUUUGUGUCAUAUUUUAAGUUUUAUAUUUCUAGACUUAUCAGAAUACAUGAAAUAAAUAAAAUUUUACAGAAUUUGUUAGUGAGAUUCACUUA